Drosophila nasuta is the source of this 4209-nucleotide messenger RNA. RefSeq names its product growth/differentiation factor myoglianin (gene myo). Lineage: Eukaryota; Metazoa; Arthropoda; Insecta; Diptera; Drosophilidae. The record is from RefSeq and is a predicted model, not a curated record. Gene Ontology annotation, molecular function: cytokine activity; growth factor activity. The transcript has 7 exons. The coding region runs from base 217 to 2175 and encodes 652 amino acids. Gene Ontology annotation, cellular component: extracellular region.
CGACAGUUAGUCAGUUGUAUGGCACGAUCAGCCUCUGUUCUGUCUGUUGUUUGUCGCAGAAUUUUCGUUUUCUGUCGCUGAAGCUACUGCUGCUGCUGUUGCUGUAGUCUGCUUGAAUGUGCGUGCCUGUGCUGUGUUUUUCUUUUACCAAGGCAAAAAACGCGUUGCGAUUCAAUUUAAACCAACGAAUAAUUGUCACAUACCGUACACCCAUACAUGUGUGUAUGUAUGGACAUGUCUGCUGAAUAUUUAACUCGGAUGGAAAUAGAAUUCGAUCGUCUUGCUCGCGGCAUUGCUGACUGUAAAAUAAAUGCACACAACAGUUCUGUUAACACCAUGGCUAACAUUGAUGUCGCAUUUGAAUUGACUAAAGAUCAAAGAACUAGAAAUGACCAUUUUUUUGAAUUUUCAGUUGAUCGUAUAAUUAUUGUGGAAGACUCCAAGUCAAAGUUUUAUUUAACAAAUUUGUUUCACAAUAGUUUUGAAAAUCUUCCUUUGAAUAACACCUACUGCUAUUGCCCCAAAACCGAGCAACAGCUAAUCAAAACAAGAUGGCGAUGCCGUAUGCUUAUCGCACGGUAUAUGACUUUGGCUAUAAUUUUAAUGAUGUUUAUCUUGGCAUCUGCACAGAAUGAAAAUAUAGAGACUAUCGUUGCUAAUUCCAAUGUGUUUAAUGGAAGUAAUUGGAACUCAAAUAAAAAUCAAUUCCAUUUUGAUACAGAUACGCAAAAUGAUAGUGAUGCAUUUACUAAUUCAAAUGCAAAUAAUAAUCAAAAUCAUAACAGUAACAAUGGAAAAAUGACUUCAGGGCCCGGUACUCAGGGUGUCACUGUAAGCCGCAAUACUUUGAUUAAUGGUGAUACUAUUUUGCAGCGGCAAUUGAGAGAGAAAACUAAACAAGAUAGCUUACAGUCAAUUAAAAUGCAUAUCUUAAUGCGUUUGAAUUUAAAAAAACUGCCAAAUAUAACGAAACCAAUUUCAGUACCACAAAAUAUAAUUGAACAUUUUUAUAAAAAGUAUAAUGCAUCGCUUUUAAACUCUAUAAGGGUACAUGAAAAAGCAGAAUUGGAAAAUUCAGAAAAGCUAUUAUAUGUCGAAAGGAAUGGAAACAAUACAGAAUCAACUGAAUCUAAAUUAUUAUCUUCAAAUUGGACAACAAAUAGUCAGCAUUUUAUAAACGAUUCCAAUUUAUUCAGACCCAUCACAAAUUUGACAACAGAUGAAAUGCAAAGUGACGAUCCCAAACAGUUUGAUGACUAUAGAUAUAAACAUAUUAUUGAUCUUAAUAAGGAAAAAGAAGCGAGCGUGAUUGAAAAUGAUAAUGGCGAAUAUGAGAGUAUUUUAUCACAUACAAACAGCAUAUAUGUAUUUCCAGAACAAUCCCAUACACGACAUAACCGAAAAGCCGACGUACUCCGGUUUAAAUUUGAUAGCUAUACGGAAGUAUCGUAUGUGAAAUUGCAUUUAUAUCUGCGUGGAUUGGACUGGAUAAAGGCGAAUAUACCGAACAUUAUCGAUGGAUUUGACGAUAACUUUGAAGACAACGAAAUUGUUGUGGAUGUACAUCGUGCCAUACGCCAUGUGAAUAGCACACAUAAAGUGAAAAUGUUUGAGUUUCGUCACAAAAUUCCAGUCGGAUUUGGUCAAUGGAUCAGUGUUGACUUAAAACCCUUGUUCAUAACAGGAGAGGAUACAAUGUUUAAUCCUACCAGGACGAAUAAAACUCAAGAAAUCGUCAUCAAAGGCGUUGAGCCAUGGAUGAAACCCUUAGUCGUCACUACGGAUAACACUUCAAAAAAUCCGUUGACUGUCCACAUUGAAAUUGGUUCACAGAAAAAGCACCGCCGAAAAAGAAGCGUUUUUAUGGACUGCACUGAAAGUGAUCACGAUAUGCGGUGUUGUCGUUAUCCACUCAAAGUGAAUUUCACGAGUUUCGGUUGGCACUUUGUGGUGGCACCCACAUCUUUUGAUGCAUAUUUUUGUAGCGGUGACUGUCGUGUGGGUUAUUUGGAGCAAUAUCCACAUACACAUUUAGCAGCGCUAACGACAUCGGCUACGCCAUGUUGCUCUCCGACAAAAAUGAGUUCGUUGAGCUUGUUAUAUUUUGAUGACAACCAUAAUCUGGUGUUGAGUGUUAUACCAAAUAUGUCCGUCGAGGGAUGCAGCUGCUCGUAGCCGAUUGGGAUAAACGGAACCUAGUAAACAACUUUUUAUAAAAAAACUUAGAAAAUAAACAAAGAAUGUAUAAACUAUCCAUUCAUUGUAGAUGCAUAAGCAAUAUACAUAUUUGGGUUUAUUUUUAACGGAAUCUCACUAACAUUAGUUGUGAAACAUAUGUACAUACAUACAUACAUACAUAUAUAACAAGAUUUUAUUGUAUAAAGUUUAUACCAAAUUGAAAUGCUUCUAACAGCUGUUUAGGUGUAACAAAAAAACAUUUUCAAACAAGAAUAUCACCGGAAAUAUGAAUAAGUCAACCGAAUAUAAGUUUUUUUAAAAGUAAUGCGGCAAUGGUGAAAUAAAAAGUAUAUGUAUGUUCAUAUAUAUAUGUAUGUACAUAUACUUUUUAUUACGGAACUAGUUUAAAAACAAUGCUAUUGAAAAAAUUUCGCUAAUUUAUUUUGUUCCUUACAAUUUUAGAAAAGAUACAGCAACUACAGUAGAAUCCGGUUAUAACGACUCCGCUUAUAGUGUCCGUCCGGUUAUUGCGACGAAAAGUCGAUAGCUUGGUUGGUCCCCAUACAAACUUAUAUGAAAGAGCCGCCUCCGCUUAGUACGUCUCCGCUUUUAGCGACAAACCGCUUAUACCGACGAAAUUUUUCGCAAUUCAACCGGAUAUUGCGACGAAAAAAAAAAUACAGCGGAAUAAUGCCAACAAAUUUAAGUAUCAAACGACGCUGUAAUAAAUGUAUGCAUUUAUCAGUGAAUGGCACUCUUGCUUGCGACACAAAGGUUCUAACAUUCUCACUACUCUCGGUUAAUUUUAGCUGACGCCUUAGCUUAUGCUAAGGAACAUGCAGGUAUACGAUUUAUUAUGGAAAAACCAUGCUAUUAAAUUGAAUUUAUAAAUUUUUUGUUUUGUUUAAAAAUUAAUUUGUUUUAUUUUAAAAAUCUAUUACGAACAUGGCAACCAUAAAAAACAAAAAUUAGUUUUGCUCCUUUCGGUUAGUGCGUCUUCCGGGUAUAACGACGUAAAAUCGUCGGUCCCUUGAAAGUCGCUAUAACCGGAAUCUACUGUAUAUGUAUAUUUCAAAUAAAUAUAGUAGGCAGGUCGAGUAGCACAUGCCAUCAGCUGUAGUCUUUCAUGCACAAUAAUAAAAGUAAUACCGUAUUUAUCUAACAUUCUAUUCGUUGUUUUUUUUUAAUAUUCAUUGAAAAAAAACUCCAUAGUAAUAGUAAUCAUUUUGAUGCUUUAAAUUGAAUUUAAUUACAAUUAUUAAAUUAAAAAAUAAAAGGAAAUGGACCGAAACAGAAAAUAUUUAUACAAUAUAGACAAAAUAUUAAAAUUGACCUAUUAUAUGUACAGCAAUCUGAUCGUUUCAGUACGAGUUGCCUAAUAUGAUGCCAGUUGGGAGUACAUCGUUUUAAUGAAUAUAAUAAUUUUAUAAAAUUUAUAAACAAAUACUAUUUUUAUUACUUAUACAUAUUUUUUUUAAUUGAUGUUCUCAUGUUUGAUUGACAUGAUUCUAUUACUAAUAACCAUAUAAUACAUACAUAGAUACUCCAAGUUGCGAUUAGAACCCCAGAGCCUUUUCGGCUCAUUUCGACACAACGUACAUUUCACACUCAGUUCACUAGCAGUGCACGGGCGUAUUUCGUUGCGCUGUGCGAUUUACAUUUUUGUAUUUCUUUGCUAUCUUACUGACAGAAAUAAUAUCCAAUUGCGCUUUGAUUUAAAUUUUGUACAUUUAAAUAUUAAAAUGAAGGGUUUGACGAAGUUUGCUUCGCUGGACAACUAUUUGAGUGAUGCCACUUUAGUGAAAGUACUUGCAUCAUAAAAAUGCAUAAUUUAAGCGGAUGCGUCUGGUGUAAGAUAUAAAGAUUCGGCGCGACUUAUAUGAUUCUUUCAUUUUAAGCAGGUUAUUAAACUGAAAUUUGACAUCUAUGAUUAUUUCAGUGAUUCGUUCAGUAUACACAGCAUAAGGAUAAUAAGCUGCUAUUACCUAAAUUUAAGUAAUUGAAUAAAAUUUAUUUUCAUGAAAGAAAUUG